AUGACCCGUUUUCAAAACUUGGCCCAUUUUGCAGCAUUUGCUAUAGCAGAAGUGCUGACUCAGUGGACGCUUGUUUACAACUAUCUAGAUCAAUUACUGGGCGACGGCAAUAUCUUUGAUUUUGAUGCACAUAACAGAUUAAUGUUCGACGACGGCUUUUUCUCCCGAUCCCAGAGAUAUUUCUGGGCGAUCAACACCCUCCAAGAAAUCAUCAAAAUGGUCAGACUCAACAUAGAAGCAUGGGAAACUUGCGAGCGGGAGAUUUCAAAAGCGCGAGGGCUACAUGGUAGGAAAUCUAAGGGGCGGCGUGAAACUGGCAGGAAAAAAGGUGUCCUCAGGUGCAAUGAGUCGAUGAAGCAGUUGAGAGAUCUGGAAGUUGAGUUCACUAGACAGAGAGAAAAGGCCAUUGCGUUAAGGGACGGACUCUUCUCUGCGAGCGCAGUCAUGGAAUCGAGGGCGUCAACUAAACUAGGAGAGACUGUAAAGCUUCUAACCUACGUGAGCAUAUUCUAUUUGCCACUUUCGUUUUGCACGUCCAUAUGGAGCACAUCCGACACCUUUGGUUAUCGCAAUCUAAUUAUCACCGCUCUUGCUGUCAGCUUCGGAACUUAUUUUACUGUGUUUAAUCUCAACAUCAUUGUUAGCACUGCCAAGCAUCGCUACUCUGGAAUUAGGAACAGGAUCAUAAGCGGAAUGUGUAGGGAUGAUAGGGAAAACUUCAAAGAAACUGGGGAGAUCUUUCAGAAAUACGAAGCCAAUGUGAAUAAAUAUGAUUCCAAACCGUCGGAGUGGUGGAUUCCUGCGUAUCUGCUGUCGUAUCCUGUUAGGAAGUUGGGCGACUAUGUUGUUGCAACCAAGAAUCGUGUACUGGCGAUUGUAAAACCCAAGACACAGCAGACGGAUGAAACUCCGGAUUUGCCCGCUUAG
This is a messenger RNA of Glarea lozoyensis ATCC 20868, 927 nucleotides long. RefSeq lists its product as uncharacterized. Bases 1 to 927 code for a protein of 308 amino acids. Gene Ontology annotation, biological process: metal ion transport; transmembrane transport. Gene Ontology annotation, cellular component: membrane. Lineage: Eukaryota; Fungi; Ascomycota; Leotiomycetes; Helotiales; Helotiaceae. Gene Ontology annotation, molecular function: metal ion transmembrane transporter activity. The record is from RefSeq and is a predicted model, not a curated record. The transcript is spliced from 4 exons.